AUGAGCAUUCCCAUUGAAUACAGUAAGGAUGUCAAAUGGGACUGGCCUCUCCAGACAAACGAUGAAUUUGUGAAGGUCGUCGACGAUGCAACGCAUUUCGAGGUUGAUUUGGAUGCAAAAAUGUUCACUCCGAAGGAGAUCCAGGUGAAAACAAUCGGUGAUCUACUUGAGAUUCAGAUGGAUCAUGAAGCUCGAGGUAACGAUACCUUCAACAUCUCAAGAAGUAUUACCCGGUAG
This is a messenger RNA of Cooperia oncophora, 237 nucleotides long. NCBI's taxonomy places the organism in Eukaryota, Metazoa, Nematoda, Chromadorea, Rhabditida, Trichostrongylidae. The record is from the annotation of a GenBank genome assembly.